UCCACCCGGUGCUACACCGCGUCCUCAGCAGCGAAAACUUGCAAAAAGUGCAGACGUGAGUAGGAAGAUGCGCAUCCCUGGAUGAACAGCUUCAAAGAAGUUGAAUUCAAGACGAUUUUGAAAACGUGUCAGUGAUUGUUUUAAGUGGCGUAUAGUGGACUGGUUGAUAUCAGACAGAAUGGAUCAGGAAAACAGCACUGGAGGCGAUCAGUGAUGAGAAUCACAGUUCUUCUAUAAUCAUCUCCUGAGACUGGGAUGUCUCUGAGCUCCAUCAAGACGUUCACCCUGGUGCUGGACGGUCCUGCGGAUGCGGCCUUCACGGUUGGGGAAGUGGCGUCCGGCCAGGUGAUCCUGGAGGUCAGCAGGGACACACGAGUGCAGUCCAUGAAGGUGCAGGGCAGAGGGGUGGCCACGGCGCACUGGCUGGAGAACCGCGGCAUGAACUCGGUGUACAACGACUACACGUCCAAAAUCACCUAUUUCAGGAAGAGGCUAAAUCUAAUCCGAGAUAACGGCGAGCUGACGGUCCUUCCUGCCGGCAGACACGAAUUCCCGUUCAGCUUCCAGCUGCCGGAGGAGACGCUCGUCACCUCCUUCGAGGGGAAGCAUGGCAGCAUCCGCUACUGGGUCAAAGUGAAGCUGCACAGGCCGUGGUGUCCCGUCAGGAAGAUCAAGAAGGAGUUCACCGUCAUCGAGCCCAUCGACAUCAACACGCCAAGCCUGCUGGCUCCUCAGGCGGGGACGAAGGACAAGCUGGCGCGGACGUGGUACCGUAACUUUGGACAGGUGUCCGUAACCGCAAAGAUCGACCGCAAAGGUUACACUCCAGGUGAGGUCAUACCUGUGUUUGCCGAGUUCGACAACGCCACGUCCAGAUCCAUCGUGCCCAAAGCCUUUAUCAUCCAGACGCAGACGUUCAUUGCACGCGGCACGAUGAAGCAGAAGCGCUCGGUGGUGGCGACGCUGUGUGGCGACAUGGUGAGCGCCAGAACCCGGGAGACCUGGCACGGUCGGGCCAUCAAGAUCCCGCCGGUGGGGCCGUCCAUCCAGCAGUGCCGCAUCAUCAAGGUGGAGUACAUGCUGAAGGUUUGCGUCGACGUUCCGGGAACUUCCAAGCUGUGCUUGGAGCUGCCGCUCGUCAUCGGCACCAUCCCGCUGCAUCCCUUCGGCAGCCGCACGUCCAGCAUCAGCAGCCACUACAGCGUCAACCUGGAGUGGCUGCGCAUGGCCAUCCCGGAGCAGCCCGAGCCUCCUCCAGAGUACAGCUCUGUGGUGACCGAGGAGGAGGCGGAGCAGCGGAACGACGGCGUCGCCCCGCCGCCGGCUGAAGACCUGAGCGGCAUCAUGGAGCGGCCGCUCAUGGCUUUCCUUCAGGAGUUUCGCUUCCGACCUCCGCCGGUCUACAGCGAGAUCGACCCGAACCCUCAACCCCCCCACAUGCGACCGCGCUGCAUGACGUGUUGAACCACGAGCCCCGCCUGAGCGACGAGCUGCGUUACUAGCAAAACGAAUCGAGAGAUUUGUCUUCUUCUGGAUCUAAUCCUCAUUGCUGAACGAGCGCCUGGACCGCAGAGCCGGACUGCAGCGCCACCCGGAGGAGGAGGAGCUCACAGGAACUGAAAAGCUGGCAGACACGAACGGUUCUGCCGACACGGGGAAACGGCUUCUCUGUACCAGCUCCUGUCCUUCACAAGUGAUUUGUUUUUCCAAAACUGUUCCUGCAAUUUUUCCGUCUCUCGGAGACGAAGCGCCUCCCAGUCGACGAUUCCCCUCUUUUCAUGAGACGUAAGGAGUUUGGGACUUGUUGGGCGUUUCAGGAUCACUUGGUAUUUAUCAGGCAGAGUCAUUUUCUGAGCCGACUGUCGACUCAGUUUGUAACUUUGCCGUUUCCUGGCAGCAGGCAGACGCCAACCCGCAUUGCUGCGCGUUGUUACUGGACAGCUGCGUCUGUUACGUGAUGUACCUACAGGUGUGAAGGUGGAGCAGAGGAUGAGAUGCGUUUGUUCUUGAAUGCAUGCCGCUGAAGACGUGCAGAAAGGAAACGUGCGCCUGAAUGAUCUGCAUGAGCGUUUUAGAGGCGUUCUCCUCUCAGAGCUGGAGAAACCUGAGAGAAAAAACUAAAUGGUUGAAAUCAGAGAGCAGUUUUUGUGUGGAAAACACUGGAGUGUUUUGGUUUAAGCGGAAUGGCAACAGGAAGGAUGUUGCAUUGUUUUGUUUUUUUUGCGAUAAGCAGCGGCGGCGGCCUCGGAGUCAUGCGGACCGAGCCAUUCGGUGCUGAGAGGUCGGCCGGUGAAAGCUGCAGACGCCACUGAAGCAUUCCACUAACCUGACUGAAUUUGAGGAUUUUUUAAUCUUCCUCAACUUCCAAAAAAGUCAGUUUGUAUGAGUUCAGGGUCAAAUGUGCAAAGUUGGGGCACACUAAAGGAAAAAUGUAUUUUUAUACAAAAUGUUUUGUCAACUUUUUCUAUUUGUUUUUCCUAAUAAAACAUUUAAAUAA
Molecule: messenger RNA, 2497 nt
Organism: Poecilia latipinna (sailfin molly)
Lineage: Eukaryota; Metazoa; Chordata; Actinopteri; Cyprinodontiformes; Poeciliidae
Gene: arrdc2
Product: arrestin domain containing 2
Exons: 8
Coding region: 256-1464 (402 amino acids)
Biological process (GO): protein transport
Cellular component (GO): plasma membrane; cytoplasm
Source: RefSeq, a predicted model, not a curated record